UCUCUCUCUCUCUCUCCCUCUCUCUCUUCUCUGUUUUCUGUAUCUAUCGCUCUUCGCCUCUUUCUUAGACCUAAAAUCAGCUUCCAACAUCGCCAUUGAAGAACUCCUAUUCUUUGCUCUCAGGUUCUUUAAUAUCUCAUCCCAUCAUUCGAUCCGUCAAUCUUUCUUCCUUUCUUGUUCUGGCGAAAUUGGAGAAGGGUGUAGGGAGUUGUGGAGUGAAAAAAUGGCGGGGAGUUCAAGUGAGGAGUCUGGGGUUAGCAGAUCAUUAGAGGGAAUAUCAAAUGGGCAGCAGAGGUCUGGGGAAGCAUUGGCUGAAUGGAGGUCUUCUGAGCAGGUGGAGAAUGGAAUUACUUCAACAUCUCCCCCCUACUGGGAUACAGAUGAUGAUGAUGAUUGUGGACCAAAACCUUCUGAGCUAUAUGGAAAAUAUACAUGGAAGAUAGACAAAUUCUCACAGAUUAACAAGAGAGAACUUCGUAGUAAUGCGUUUGAGGUUGGCGGCUACAAAUGGUACAUCUUGAUCUACCCCCAGGGGUGUGAUGUCUGCAAUCAUCUGUCUUUAUUUCUUUGUGUUGCGAAUCAUGACAAGCUUCUUCCAGGUUGGAGUCAUUUUGCACAAUUCACAAUAGCUGUGGUGAAUAAAGACCCCAAGAAAUCAAAAUAUUCUGAUACACUGCAUCGCUUCUGGAAGAAAGAGCAUGAUUGGGGAUGGAAAAAGUUUAUGGAGUUAUCGAAAGUGUUAGAUGGGUUUGUUGAUGCGGACACCCUCAUAAUAAAAGCUCAAGUCCAAGUUAUCAGGGAGAGAGCAGAUCGUCCAUUUCGAUGCCUUGACUGUCAAUAUAGGAGAGAACUUGUUAGGGUGUAUUUGUCAAAUGUAGAGCAAAUAUGUCGCCGCUUUGUGGAAGAGAGAAGAGGAAGGCUUGGGAAGUUGAUAGAAGAUAAAGUUAGAUGGUCAAGUUUCUGUAAUUUCUGGUUGGGAAUCGAUCAAAAUUCUAGGCGCCGCAUGUCAAGGGAGAAGUCGGAUUCGAUAUUGAAAGUUGUUGUAAAGCACUUCUUUAUAGAAAAGGAAGUGACAUCAACUUUGGUAAUGGACUCCUUAUAUAGUGGAUUAAAGGCUCUUGAAGGCCAGACCAAGAGCAAGAAGGCCAAAGGAAAAUGCGAUUCAGAAGAACUACCGAUACCCGUUGUGCGGAUGGAGAGUGACACAUUUAUUCUGGUUGAUGAUGUAUUGCUAUUGCUUGAAAGGGCGGCCUUGGAACCAUUGCCUCCAAAGGAUGAAAAAGGUCCACAGAACCGUACUAAGGAUGGUGGCUCGGGGGAGGAUUUCAGCAAGGAUUCUAUUGAGCGUGAUGAAAGGCGCCUCACUGAAUUGGGACGUAGAACCAUCGAAAUAUUUGUCCUAGCGCAUAUAUUCAGCAGUAAAAUAGAAGUUGCAUACCAGGAGGCAGUUGCUUUGAAAAGGCAAGAGGAGCUCAUACGUGAAGAAGAGGAAGCAUGGAUGGCUGGCAGUGAACAGAAAGCAAAACGUGGUGCAUCUGAAAAGGAAAAGAAAUCAAAGAAAAAACAGGGGAAGCAGAAAAGAAACAAUCGGAAAUCAAAGGAUAAAGUAAGGGAAGAAAAAGCUGGCAUUGCAAUAGAGGAGAAACCUCAACAACAGAGCCCAACAGAUGAAAGGAAAGGCUUCCUGAUUGAGGAUGCAGAGUUACUUAAAAAAACUGAUACACCUGAGGAUGUUUCUGAUGUUUCAGAUUCAGUGGAUUGUGUAACUGAGGAGGCACUUCUUCGGCCUGAUUCAGAUGAUAGAGAUUCAAGCCCUGUUAACUGGGAUACCGACACGUCUGAACCUCAUCCUCCCACAGAAGCCUGUAGUAGUGGUACUAUUAGUGGCCUUUCUGCUGCUCAAAAUGGAGAGAGGAAGAGUCCGUCUGUGAUGGAUGAUAGUUCGUCCACGUGUUCGACAGAUUCACUCCCAUCAGUGGUGAUCAGUGGCCGUUACAGAGGGAAUUCACAUCAGAAUCAAAAAACCCAAAGUUCACCUAGCAGAGGGAAAGUGAAGAGAGGAAAGGGUACUGGUGAAGUUAGUGGAGGGGUCAGCAAUAUGCAGAAACAACCAUCUGAUGUUGUUAUGUCUGAAUCAACACAGCCAAGUGAUGAACCAGAGUGUGAUGUGCCUGCUGCACUCUUGUUGCAGGAUAAGAUGAAGUGGCUUGCUCAAGAUGUCGUCAAGAAAGUGGAAGAAGUUGUUUCAUUGCAAAAAAAGCUAAACAUCAAGGAUGAGGUUGAAUCCGAGAAAAAUUCGAAGGAAAAGAUGGCUGUUACACCAUCCUCACCCAAAAGCCCUUCAAAAGCCUCUCCAAGAGCCCUUCAGAAGUCCGAGCUCAGAAAGAGUGCAGGCUCUGAUUCUGGUGUCGCCAGAAAACUUUCCGAGAACCCCCAAAACACCGUGGUCCCAUCGAUCUCAACCGAAGGUUCGGUCUUAUCGAAACCCUACACUCAUAACACUGGGACCCAGAAACCAGCGGAAAAGCCUUCGAUAGUUCACCAAGGACCUGCCCCCACUCAGAAAUCCACGAAUGUCGUUCAUCAAGUUUUGAGGCCAGCAGAAAAGGCUCCAGUACAGCAAGUGUCUGGUGCACCGUCAGCUAGGCCGGUUCCUGCCAUGUCUAGGCCAUUGAGUGCUCCUCUAGUUGAAGCAUCUAGAGCGAAUGCCACCAGUACCGCACCUGUUAUCUCGAUGGUCCAAACCACACCAUUGCUAUCUCGGUCAGCAAGUGCAGCCGGGUAUCUUUGUCCUGAACCGUCACCCAUGGCUCAGAAUUACGGUCCUCCGUCGUAUCGAAAUGCUAUGAUGGGGAGUCCAAUUUCCGCAACUUCAUCUGCUUUCGGUCAAUCCCAUUCUCCGAAACCGACGGUAAACUCGUAUUCGCAGCCCAUGUUUUUACCUCAAAGUUCUGAAAGGAUGGAUUCUGUGAGACCAAGCUUUUCCUUUGGAAUGAUGAAUCAUGAUGUUGUUUUGCAAAAUGGGUCUCAAUGGAUGGAAAGGGAUAAUGGUGGUAGCAGCAGCAGAGGCUUGCAAUCACUUAACGACAUCCAAAAUAUCGAUGUUUACAAGCCGAUUCACAGCAGACCCCAGGCUCAAGGUCCAUUGGCCGAUGAAUUCCCGCAUCUCGACAUCAUCAACGAUUUACUCGACGACGAGUACGCAAUGCCCGUGGGCCCGCCGUCGUUUCGCAAYGGGCCCCACCAUCUGAGUCAUCAGUUGAGUUUCCCGGGGGAUAUGGGUGGCGKUGGUUCGGUUGAUCAGGGUCCGUCAACAAGCUCGUGCAGGUUUGAACGAACUCGGAGUUAUCAUGAAGAGUUCCAACAUGCAUAUUUCGACUUCUCUCGAGAGAUGAUUCUGCCGCAGCCGAAUUUGCAGCCGCCUUACGUGAACGGACAGAUUGAGGGAUUGAUUCAGAACCAAUGGCAGAUUGGUGGGUCGGAUCUUUCUUAUGGGUUGAGAAACAUGGAUGGUGAGGGGUAUCCGUAUCACAUGGCGCCAGAUUAUUCGAACUUGACGAUGGGUGUGAAUGGUUACACAGUAUACCGACCAUCGAACGGGCAGUGAAUGAAUUGAAKUAKUAUUGGGUUGUAAUAACGUAUGUCAACAAGUGAGGUUGUAACCCUUUGAUAAGAAAACUUGGUUUUUAUUUUCUUUUUUAUUUUCUUUCUGAAAGAGUGAUUCUGUUUCUACGUUUUGUUGGUUAUUUUUAGCAGUGCUUUUUGGAUUGGGAUUUCA
Messenger RNA from Cynara cardunculus var. scolymus (artichoke), 3778 nucleotides. RefSeq names its product TNF receptor-associated factor homolog 1b-like. Bases 224 to 3607 code for a protein of 1127 amino acids. The record is from RefSeq and is a predicted model, not a curated record. NCBI's taxonomy places the organism in Eukaryota, Viridiplantae, Streptophyta, Magnoliopsida, Asterales, Asteraceae. The transcript has 14 exons. Gene Ontology annotation, molecular function: protein binding.